Molecule: messenger RNA, 1482 nt
Organism: Conger conger (European conger)
Lineage: Eukaryota; Metazoa; Chordata; Actinopteri; Anguilliformes; Congridae
Gene: zfand6
Product: zinc finger, AN1-type domain 6
Exons: 6
Coding region: 79-714 (211 amino acids)
Biological process (GO): protein targeting to peroxisome
Molecular function (GO): DNA binding; polyubiquitin modification-dependent protein binding; zinc ion binding
Source: RefSeq, a predicted model, not a curated record
UUGAAUUGGAUAGCCACCUACAAUCUAGUGAAAAGAAGAGUCGAAAGGGGGACUCUGGGGACGAAUUUGUCGAGGGUCAUGGCUCAACAGACAAACCAGACCCAAGCGCCUCUGCUGUGUGUCACUGGGUGUGGAUUCUAUGGGAACCCUGGCACAAACGGGAUGUGUUCUGUCUGCUAUAAAGACUUCUUACAGAGACAGAACAACAAUGGCAGAGUCACGCCUGCAGUGUCCAGCAGCUUCAGCAGUAGAGGCACGUCUCUGGCCUCCCAGCGCUCAGAGACCAGCCUGGCCGAGGUUCUGCCAGCAAUACCCCGGGCCACCACACCCCUGGAACAGAGCAGUGUUGCAUCCAGCCAGAAGAUCUUAACGCAAGCUUCACGAACACAUUCUGAAGAGGAUGAUUCGACGGGGGACAAGGUUGGACUGAAAAAGGAAGAAUUGCAGGUUUCAGUGUCAGAACAUUCAGAGCGGGCUCCGGUAGGAGGACCAGACCAGUCUCCUGAGAAACCCAAACCCAAGAAGAAUCGCUGCUUCAUGUGCCGGAAAAAAGUGGGCCUGACAGGCUUUGACUGCAGAUGUGGGAGUGUGUUCUGUGGCAUUCACCGAUACUCCGAUGUUCACAGCUGCUCGUUUGACUACAGGGCCGACGCCGCCGAGAAGAUCAGGAAAGAAAACCCAGUAGUUGUCGGAGAAAAAAUCCAGAAGAUCUGAAACCCACCGUUUGAAUGUUUUAGUUUUUUUGAUUUUAUUUCUUUUUUUUUUUUUUCAGAAAAGCUGAAGGUUAAAAUUUAAUACCCUCACUCUUUUUCUUAAAAUUAAGUACCUUCUGGGAAUUCUAGGGAAUAUGCUUAAACUAAAUCAUGUAUGACACCAGAAAAAGCAUCUUUGACGAUUAUUUAGUGUUUACUUUGCAAUCAUAUGAGUUUAUUCCCUUCUAAAUGUUGUGGAUUGUGAAUUUGAAAGAGACAAUAUAGGCUUUUAUAUUAUUUUAUGUCAUUUAGGUUUUUUUAAUAUACAUUAUAUCAUUAUAAUUAGGUGAGGUUGUUGGAGGGGGGAGACUUCUUUUGUCUGAAUUUGCAUGUUGGACCCUUGAGGUUUUUCCCUCCUUUGUACUGUAUGUAGUUUUGUCUAAUAAUUGAAUGUACUCUAAAAUAUUGCUGAUUUGUUCCACAUUUAACUGCAAAAAAGUUUUAACAUUAGCAUAUUUGCUUCAGAAAUAUUUUUGGUAAUGUUUUUGUCGUGAUUCACUUUGGACUGUGUGGUGUUGCAGCAUAACUAUGUGAGGGAGAGAGAAUGUGUUGAGUGUUUUUUUUUUUUGAGUGGAAUAGCUUGUUGGCACUUUGCUGCCUAUGUGUGUGAGAGUUUGUUUCCUUUAUAAUUGUACAAAUUAAGUAUGACCUGGGAUAAUUGUGUUGUAUUUAUGUGACUAUUCACUGUCUUCUCUUUCGUCUUAAUAAAAAAUAAUGCAGAUUUUCAUUA